AUGAGACCUUGUGAUAAAAGUUCCCAAUCUCUUGGAGCGCCCUCUCAUGGUCAUGGUCGUGGUCGUGGUGGUCGCCAUCAUCAGUCCUCCUCAAAAAUAUCAAAAAUAUCAGCACCCGGGAAAUCAAUAUCGAAAUUAGUGACGGGUAAUAUUAAUCUUGAUGAUCUCCCUGAAUUUGUAUUACUGGAAAUUCUAUGUCGACUUCCUUCGGAAUUUGCGGUUCAAUGCAUGUGUGUGUCCAAACGUUGGUUCAGUCUCAUUUAUAAUUCUUAUUUUUUUCGUCGUGUCCAAAGUGAUAAACCCAUUACACGCACUGUCAUUGUCCCGGAUACACAGCACGCAAGGACGACAUUCUUUUCUGUGUCGUCGGAGGAGCCUCCUCAUGAGCUGGUGUUCAAAACACCACCACGUGAGUUCUCUCUGAGUUUCCUCCCUUGUUUCCAAGCUGAUUGUGAUUUUUUUAAAGGCGAGCCGUGUGUGGUAGGAACAUAUAAUGACUUAAUUUUGUGUUGUGCAACCACGCAUUAUCAACGUGAUUACUACAUCUGCAAUCCACGCACCAAGCAAUGGGAGGCUCUCCCUCGCCCGCCUCGACGCGGACGCCACAAGAGGGUAAUGGUUGGAUUCAUAUGCGAUCCCAACUACAAGUACAAGAAUGAUCGAAAGCAAGCAGAAGCAGAAAGAUCUAGGAGGACUGUCAAUAUUCAACUUAAUAAUAGUAUUCUUAAUGUUGAGUAUAGGUACAAGGUUGUACGAAUAAUUGAUUAUCAAUGGGAACGUCCCAAUCAUUCCUCCCGUUUCUACAUGGAGAUCUUCUCUUCUGAGACUGGUAAAUGGAGACAGUCACUUGUUUUCAGCCCGCGGAGGUUUUGUUUUACUCGAUUGUCUCCCCACCCUGGGGUUGCUCACAAUGGAAGCUUGUAUUGGUUUACUGAUACUGAUCACUUUAUGGUUGGGCUGGAUCCCUUCACUACUCGUGACCAGAUUUAUAUAAAUGACACUGGUAACUAUUGCUUUCGUUUCAUUGAUGAGCCUGAAGACGAAUCUCGAACAAUGCAUUUCCUAGGUGAGUGUGGAGGAGGGUGUCUGCGGAUGUGCAUGUUGCCUCAUUACUGUGAUCUUAGUGGUAUGAGUGUUUGGGAGUUCGAAGACGACGGUCGUGGUUAUGUUGAUGGUCAAGUCGACGGGCCUGGAAAAUGGUGUUUGGUAGACAAAGUUCGCCUGUUCCAAUUAGUCCCGGAAAAUCCACUCCUCACUAAGUGGGACCGUGAGUCGUCUACAAAAACGGUUAUGGUGCUAGCUUUCGAUCCAAAUAAUAAGGAUGUCUUGUUUCUACAUUUGUUUGGUCGCAUUGUCAUGUACAACAUCCGUGCAAAAACAUUAAAAGAGACCACUUGGACCACUCCAUUCACAACUCUCCUGCUCCGUUGUGCUGGGUUAUCUGUCUUCCCAGCCUUUCCUUUUGUGCUCCCAUGGUGGCCGACACCGAUAAUUACUAGUAGGGGUUGGCGACAAAGAUUCAGCCCUAAUCGUUUAAUUCCUCACACAGCGAAAGUGCAGCAACAUACACCAGUUUCACCAAAGAGGCCAAGGGAAAAUGGACGAAAGGAAGCGGUUGCGACUGCCGCUUCUUCUUCUAGGCGGCCCAGUAAACGGUCUAGAAGGUAA
Messenger RNA from Prunus armeniaca (apricot), 1668 nucleotides. The record is from the annotation of a GenBank genome assembly. Lineage: Eukaryota; Viridiplantae; Streptophyta; Magnoliopsida; Rosales; Rosaceae.